AUGGCUGAAGCUUCCUCUGACAACCCAUUGGCGUCCUUCCCCACGCCGGUCCCAGACCCCAUCACCGGUCGCCUUGACCCCAAUGACCCCGCAGUCAAGGCAUUGACCGAUGCUGCUCUCAACAUGGACAAGAGCAAGAUUCCUCGUCCAUACAAGUGCCCGCUGUGCGACCGUGCAUUCUACCGUCUGGAGCACCAGACGCGUCACAUCCGCACUCACACUGGUGAGAAGCCGCACGCAUGUACCCACCCGGGAUGUGACAAGCGCUUCUCGCGUUCGGACGAGUUGACACGUCAUGCGCGCAUCCACCUUCCGCCCGCUGCAGAAAACGGUGUAAAGGGCAAGGCGAGGCAUGAGGACGAAGACCAUGAAAUGGACGGUGACCGCCGCGGCCACCUUCCCCACCUCGGCCCCUCGUACGGCAUGGACUUUGAUGGCCGUCAUGACUACGCCAACCCAUACCUUCCCCCGCUCCCUAUGGGCAACGGUGCUGCUGCGGGCUCUGGAAUGAACGACAUCUCGGCGCUUGCUGCUGCUGCCAGUGACCAGCUAUACGAGCUUGAGCGUCACGAGGCUUUCCGUCGCGCCGAGUACGAACUGCGUCACCGUCAGAUCGCGGCGGGUGCUGGCCGCAAGUCGAACGGUGGGUCGCCCAGUGCCAACACUCCCACAUCGUACGGCUUCUCGAACGAGCGCGACCGUCUCUCGCAGGGUGCACCGGCGCCUGGCGGCGGACAAAUGGUUUUCCCCGUGUCGGCACCGCAGCCGGCCACAGCCAACCACCCCGCUGUCCCAGCUGGAACGCUAGCAGACCCGACCUACCUUGUUCCGCCUUCGUGCCACCACCCAGACUGCCACAAGAGCUACCGCAAGCGCCUCAAGGUUGCGCGUGAGACGGCUGCUUGCCCCAACUGUCUAACGCCGUCGAAUGGUGGUGCGCGCAAGAGCCACGGCACCGGUGGUGCUGGCCGUGGUGCUGGCGGGCCUAGUGGCGACCACCACUCGAGCAACGGGUCGACUCCCAAGGACCGCUCGGGUGUCGACUCGUCAGAUGAGCUUACAAAGCUGACUGGCAACGUGCCGGGUGGCAACGCGUACCACCUUCACCAUGCCAGUCUUCAGCAGCAGUUGGCUCGUCUGCAGCAGCAGCACACGCAGCAGAUGCAUCAGCACAAGAGCCGUCGUCCGCAUCAGCUCAACCCUUAUCCAGUCAACAUGCACCAGCACCGAUCGUCGCAUGCGUCGCUUGCGCCGUCGGCUGAGGUGUCCCGCGCUGCCAGCCCGGCAACGAGCGACUCGUCGGAUGACGAGUCGCAUGUGCCGCAUGUGCAUCACCCACACCCGCAGUUUGCACACACGAGCCCGGUGCUCGCCGGCAUGCGCGGCAUGUCUAUUUUCCCAGGCCGCAACGUCAUGACUGCGCCUGUGUCGGCAUCUGGCAGCCCUGUCACAUCGCGUGCUACCUCACCGGUCGAGGGUGGCCACAGUGCGUCGUCGGGCAAACACGGGCCUGCUUCGACAACUACUCGUGACGCCAAGAACCGCGCUCACCCGUAUGCCCUUCACCACAGCCACGGACUGCACCACCACGCGCAUGCGUCGGUUCCUAGUUCGCCUCUUGUCUCUGCUACCAAGUCGCGCAUGUCACCGCCAAAGCUUGACACUCCCCACAAGAGCGUGGAGGAGAUUCUCAAUUCGUCUGCCAUUCCGCCUCCGCCGCCGGUCAAUGAUCGUACUCUUCCGCCUCCCCACUCGAACGCUGCGUUCGCCUCUGUGCCCAGCAUGAGCUACUCGCUCAGUGCUGGCUCUGCGCAUGCCAGUCCUGUCGGUUCUCGUUCCAGCUCGCCUGUCCAUAACAUGCCGGCUCAUUCGCACUCACACAUCGCCAACUCUGUCCGCCAAGCGUUUGGGAUGACUGCCAUGUUCCGCGGAUCAGAUACGCCUUCUACUGUGACGACCAACCCAUCGCCAAAGAGCGUCAUUGGGCAUUCGUCGCCUCCUCCCAAGCUUCCCCCGUUGGGUCAUGGCAACCCUGACAUCAAGCCGAGUUUGCCCAGUUUCUCGCGGGGACCCUCGCCAGCGCACCUGAUGGAGCUGGACGGGCAGGCUUGA
Messenger RNA from Cutaneotrichosporon cavernicola, 2112 nucleotides. RefSeq lists its product as uncharacterized. The record is from RefSeq and is a predicted model, not a curated record. The transcript is spliced from 2 exons. Gene Ontology annotation, cellular component: nucleus; cytoplasm. Gene Ontology annotation, molecular function: RNA polymerase II cis-regulatory region sequence-specific DNA binding. Lineage: Eukaryota; Fungi; Basidiomycota; Tremellomycetes; Trichosporonales; Trichosporonaceae. The coding region runs from base 1 to 2112 and encodes 703 amino acids.